AUGAGAAAGUUGAGUAGCUUUGAUGGUACUGCUGAUGAAAGAGACGGUGAGUUUCUUCGUCCUGUUGCAACUGUAGCUGUGAGAGAUGAUGAAAAUCAAGAGGAGCAGGUGAAGGUUGAACAGCCAGUUUGUAGAGAAGACAGAAGAGGUGGUGAUCAUCAUAGAUUAGGAAGAUAUGGUGCUGCUGACGAAAGAGACGGUGAGUUUCUUCGUCCUGUUGCAAAACUGAGAAUACCAUGUGAAGAAGAACAGGUUGCAACUGUAGCUAUGAGAGAUGAUGAAAAUCAAGAGGAGCAGGCGAGGGUAAAUCUGUUAGCUAGUCCUCUGGUUGCACCUAUAGGGAUUCAGUUUAGUUCAGCUAGUGUUGGUGGUUGUUCCGGUAGAAAAAUGGUUCCCGUCUCAACCAGCGCUGACGUAAUGAGUGGUGGGUUACCAGACACAGAGAUGCUUAGGAAAAGGAUGGAGAAUAUUGCAGUAGCACAUGGUCUUGAAGGGGUUUCUACUGAGUGUGCUAAUACGUUGAAUGCUGUGUUGGAUGUUUAUCUGAAGAAGCUUAUCAAAUCGUGCGUUGAUUUGGUCGGAACUCGGUCCACAAAUGGAAUAGAACAAGGUCUAGUCAAGCGUCAGAGUCAGAAGAUGGUUAACGGUGUGCAAAUACAAACUCCUGGCAGAGGACAAGAUGAGCAUUCUGUGUCUCUGGUUGAUUUUAGAACCGCUAUGGAGUUGAAUCCACAACAGCUUGGGGAAGACUGGCCAACACUCUUGGAGAGAAUCUCCAUACGGUCUUUCGAGGAACACUCACUUCUGAGGUGUGAAAGAAAGUGAAAUCAUCAGGCAGGCAUGCCUGUUGAUGGCAGAGAUGAUGAAGCUAUGAGUUUCUGAGCUGGAGAAAGCACGUCAUCAGCAGACCUCAGAGAAGGUUAGUAGAUUUAAUUUUCGAAAUGCAACUAAUCCCUAAAGAAUCUGUAUAAAGAAAGAUACGUGUUGUAAGAAUUAGCAACCUCAAAGAGUUUUGGAGCCUUUGUGUGUAUACUACUACUGAGUUUUGGCAAGAGAUACUGAGUAAGGUACAAAGUCAAAUCAUGUAAUAGCUAGCUGGCUGCACUUUGCUCUAUAUGCAACCCUAGUGUUUACAAUUCAUAUCUUAAAUAACAAAUUUGACAUUCCCUUUUUGUUCUCUCAUAUCAAUUGGAAAUUUCGUUUAUACAGAGUCCACAAUGAAUUUGCCUCCGUUGUCCAUUGUGUCCUGUCUGUUGCAAGUUUCUAUAUGUUGAAAUAAGAUUUAUUCAAGAAUUUGUAGUUUAUUCAUGUUGACAUCUUUUGCCUUUUAUGUUUUACGGGGUGCCUCACUUGGGUUAGUACAGGAUUGGUUUUAUUCUUAAUAAGUAUGGGAUACAAACUUAAUGGCUACGAUAUUAGUUGUUAGAGUAUUGGUUUUGUCCUAUAAAGGAAUGUUGAAGGAUAUCAAUGCUAGAAGAAUUUAGCCAAUAGUAGUAGUCAUCUUCAGACAAGGCUCUCACUCUUUGGAAACUUGCUACAAUGCAUUGGUUUGUCUACAGAAGCGGGCAACUGUUUCUGGUGAGUUCUUUCUUGAACUUUUAUGACAUCUAAUUUGUGCCACCAUUAAAAAGCCUUCUCAACUUGCUUAAAUUACGAUUAUAUAACCUGCAAUCCCCUAAAAGAUUCUGCACUUUUAUUAUAUCCUGGAAUUUGGAUCUUUCUGAUGAUUAGAGAAUAAGAAUACUCUAAUGCGUGGUUUUUAGACAGAAGAAAAACUAAUCAGUACUUCUCCUUACAAAACGGAGCACCAGAGUCUUCAUCUGUAUGCUCUAUUGGAUAGUAUUGCAGGAGACACUGACAAGAGGGUGCUACUCACUGACCCUAGACAAAGGUUCGCUUUCAGGUAUUUUGAUAACUCUUCUUAAGUGAGAGCAUUCAGAGUAGUACUAAGCAGAGCAUGAAACUCUUUCCUUGUUGCUGAAACUUGAUGUCAUGGUUUGAGCAUUCAGUUGUCUCAGCCAGAUAUAUCUUACCUAUGUCUUUGCCUUUUUGCCUUUUGCAGGCCAGGAACAUUCAAUGUUUUUUUUUUUUUUUUUUUUCACUUAAUCGCCUUCCUUACCUAUACCGUUCUGUCUUUCGUAGUACAUAAAAGUAGAACAAAAUGUUUAACUCGGGAACUCUAAAUGUUUGCUCAAUUUGUCUGGUGAUGUUUCAGCAUUAUUCAGGUCGUAGUUGUUUGACAAAAGCAGUGUGUCCCGUUAUGUUUGUGCUCGAUUUUCGUUCUAUAUAUGUUUUGUAAUUAAAAAGAAAAUCUAUCUAUCCAUUAUUACUGCA
Molecule: messenger RNA, 2334 nt
Organism: Raphanus sativus (radish)
Lineage: Eukaryota; Viridiplantae; Streptophyta; Magnoliopsida; Brassicales; Brassicaceae
Exons: 3
Coding region: 1-825 (274 amino acids)
Biological process (GO): regulation of transcription by RNA polymerase II
Cellular component (GO): SAGA complex
Molecular function (GO): transcription coactivator activity
Source: RefSeq, a predicted model, not a curated record